UUUCAAUAUGAAGUUAUUGUCGAAUUGCUAUUAUUGAUAAGUGAGAAUGCUGUUUGGCCUAUAUUCAUUUAAUAUUCUGAAUAUGUUCCCCAUAUAAUUUAUUCUUUCGAAAUCUGUCAUUGUUUUCUAGUCAAAAUAGAAAUUGUUUAUGGUUCGAUAUUUCAUAUAUAAAUAGCCAUUAUUAACCUUAGGCUUAGAGUGCUCUAUAUAUGUAUACGUAUUCUGUUAGAUAUAUUGUGUGGACAAAAUUAAUGUAGGCUAUUUACUUUUUGAUAUUUUUUAGGGUUAUUAAGUCAACUGCUGCUUACAAUGUUAGGUUUGUUUAAAAAUCUUACACAAUGUCAGUAUACAAAAAUUGGUUGCAUAUGUAAUGCUAUAAUUACCUCCAAGCUCAAUUUGGGUACUGCACAAUCUAUGUUUUUAUCACAAGAAGAACGCCAUGUAAAAAAAAUCAAUUUGAAUAACAAACAAUUCAAAGAUUGGUCUCAGGAAGACUUGGCCAUGAUGACAGAGACAGAGAAUUGUAUUCCACUAGUAGAGGCAAUUAUGAGCAGUCCUCUUUUUAUAGAAGAUUGGGAGAAAAUGCCAAAAAGUCAUCUAGAUAAAUAUGCAAUAAUGUCUGAUGUGUUUUCUCAUGAAAGCAUCCAGAGUGUGAACGUUAUUUUGAAGAACACUGUAGAUCCAAUGAGAGAAGUAAUUUUGAAUCAAUGGAAAAAGAAAAUGAUAAACAAAUUGGGAGAAAAGGAAUUUUCGGACUACCAAAAUAAUAGCAUGAAAGAGGGACGUUGUUUUCACAAAUUGCUCCAAGAUUAUUUAAGGAAAGAAAUCUCAAUAGAAGGUGAUGGAUCGGAUGAGUGGAACAGUGUGAAACCAAUUCUGCAUGAAAUUUCUCCUGAGAGUGCUCAUAAUGUGGAAGCCAAUGUGAUUCAUCCAAAGUUGUUCUACAGUGGAAGAUUGGAUUGUGUCGUAGAAUAUAAAAACAAACUAUGCAUUAUAGACUGGAAAUUAGCUUCCAAGCGAAAGGACAAUUUGAAGGAUUUAUAUGACGUUCCCUACCAGGUUGCUGCAUAUGUUGGGGCCUUCAAUAUACUUAACGACUCUUCUACACAAGUUUCUAAUGCAAUCAUUGUUAGAGGUUAUCGGAAUGGAUCGCCAGCCAGCGUUCAUUAUUUAAAUGACUUUGCAAUAGAAUUUUAUUGGAAAGGGUGGCUGAGAAAGCUUGCCAGAAACCAUGCAAGACAACUAAGUGCUCAAUUGUCACAAGAUAGUUGAUGAUACUUUACGAAAAUUUUUGUUUUGAGAUUCAAUGGUUGAAAUAAUCUGCGUUUUUUCAUCGAAUUUUAAUAAGAACUCCUGCGAUCUGGCACAAACUUAUGUUGAGGAGCAGCGAUGGAUUUCUAACAUAUCACGCACUGCUUGGUAGAGUUCUAAAAACUAAGUCAAUUUGUUUAGAACAAUAUUAAUCUUAUCAGUUGAUAUAUUUCUAAUUUCAAAUAUUCCCCCUGAAUUUGAGAGUCUAGUUACUGCCAAGUUUUGCAAUUCAAGAGCCUUGAGCCUUUCAAGAUGACUAGUGUACUGUGAUUGUGUUCACCUGAUAUUGAUUGCAAUGUAAUCAUUAAAUAGCUGAAUAACAGCUUUCUGUGAUUUGCUUAUGAAUCUGCCAUCUUCAUCUUUUAUAUUAUAAUGAAGAUUGCUUCACUAUAGAAAAGUUUUUGAUAACAAAGUAUGAAACUGU
Messenger RNA from Styela clava, 1735 nucleotides. RefSeq names its product mitochondrial genome maintenance exonuclease 1-like. Lineage: Eukaryota; Metazoa; Chordata; Ascidiacea; Stolidobranchia; Styelidae. The record is from RefSeq and is a predicted model, not a curated record. Gene Ontology annotation, cellular component: mitochondrion. Gene Ontology annotation, molecular function: single-stranded DNA exodeoxyribonuclease activity. Gene Ontology annotation, biological process: mitochondrial DNA replication.